Solanum pennellii is the source of this 1240-nucleotide messenger RNA. RefSeq names its product probable aquaporin PIP2-1. Gene Ontology annotation, cellular component: plasma membrane. Bases 172 to 1014 code for a protein of 280 amino acids. The transcript has 3 exons. The record is from RefSeq and is a predicted model, not a curated record. Gene Ontology annotation, biological process: transmembrane transport. NCBI's taxonomy places the organism in Eukaryota, Viridiplantae, Streptophyta, Magnoliopsida, Solanales, Solanaceae. Gene Ontology annotation, molecular function: water channel activity.
CCAAUUGCAAGCUCACAAAUUCCACAAUAAUUAGUAUUGGACGGUUCAAAAUAACAUUAACUUACAAAAAAAAUUAAAUUCUUCUUAUUUUUUCUUCCAUAAAUACCUAUCCAUUUACAGUCACUUCUUAUCAAAUCAAAACAAUUUCAUUUUUUCUUUAGCAAAGGAAAGAUGACUAAAGAAGUAACAGAUUUUUCAGCAAAAGACUAUACUGACCCUCCACCAGCACCAUUAGUAGACUUUGAAGAAUUAAGACAAUGGUCAUUUUACAGGGCUAUUAUUGCUGAAUUUAUAGCCACUUUGUUGUUCCUUUAUGUUACUAUUUUGACAGUAAUUGGGUACAAACACCAAGCAGAUGUAGAUGCUGGAGGUGAUGUUUGUGGUGGAGUUGGUAUUCUUGGUAUUGCUUGGGCUUUUGGUGGCAUGAUUUUCAUUCUUGUCUACUGCACCGCCGGUAUCUCUGGAGGACACAUCAACCCAGCAGUGACAUUUGGGCUGUUUUUGGCAAGAAAAGUAUCACUAAUCAGAGCAGUAUUGUACAUGGUAGCACAAUGUUUGGGUGCCAUUUGUGGUGUUGGGUUUGUCAAAGCUUUUCAAUCAGCUUAUUAUAAUAGAUAUGGUGGUGGUGUUAAUGUCAUGGCUGGUGGUCAUAGCAAGGGUGUUGGAUUAGGUGCUGAAAUCAUUGGUACCUUUGUUUUGGUCUACACUGUCUUCUCUGCCACCGACCCCAAGAGGAAUGCCAGAGACUCCCACGUACCCGUGUUGGCACCACUUCCAAUUGGAUUUGCUGUGUUCAUGGUACAUUUAGCCACUAUACCAGUUACUGGAACUGGCAUUAAUCCAGCUAGGAGUUUUGGUGCUGCUGUUAUUUUCAAUGGUGACAAGGCGUGGGACGAACACUGGAUUUUCUGGGUUGGUCCAUUUAUUGGAGCGUUCAUCGCGGCCUUCUACCACCAGUUUGUCCUCCGUGCAGGCGCAAUUAAAGCUCUAGGUUCAUUCAGGAGCAAUGCCUGAUUUCAAAUUUCAUCAAUCCAAUGAAUAAGAAGAAGAAAAAAAAAUGUACAUAAUAAGAAGGAAAAAAAAGUGUUUGUUUUUUUAUCCUAUGAAUUCCCCUUCUCUUUUGUGUAUUUGUUUUCCCAUCAAAUCUUGUUUGUAUCUUUAAAUUAUUAUUAAACUUAAAUGUUGUGUUACAAAGUUUAAGUUCGAUCAAUAGUUUCAACUCACAUUGUUGUAACCGAAA